Acaulospora morrowiae is the source of this 2625-nucleotide messenger RNA. The record is from the annotation of a GenBank genome assembly. Lineage: Eukaryota; Fungi; Glomeromycota; Glomeromycetes; Diversisporales; Acaulosporaceae.
AUGUCCUUGACGGAACGAAUUGCCAGCGCUUCCGCGGACUUUACAUUAAACAUAUUGUCAAGUUCUCCCAAAGUUGAAAAUAGCGGCAAUAAUGACUCGACUAAUUUGUACAUUCAAGAUGAUGAAUCAGAUUUAUCCGAAGAAGAAAUGGAAUUACUUGAUGACGACGGCUUCAUCGAUUCUGAAGAAGAACAAGAUCUAUCUUUAAAUGAUAUUGAUAACGAACCUUACGGGAGAUGUGUUUGUAGCCGUCCAUUUACCUCCAAAUUAUGGUGUCCGGAUUGUCAAAGGGAUAUUUAUAAACAAAAAAAAUGGUUAACCGAUAAUCCAAUUAUAGAAGCUAAUUUAAGGAUAUUACAGGACAGAGUCCAUUGUCCUUUUUGUACGCUGGAUUUCAUAGAUUACAAAGCAGGAUUUAAAAAUGUUGAGAAUAUUGGCAAAAAUUUGACAGCUGAACCCUUAUUCUCAAAGAUUGGUUUCAAAGAAAUCUCUGGGGCCGAUCCAACUCGCGUUUUCUUGAAGGAUAUCGGAACCACGAAUUGUUGCAAAGAUUAUUUGAACGAAAUCUCGUGCGCAGAUUGCCCAUAUGAAUUAGGAAACCUACUUCCUUACUACGGGGUUACUCAGAAUCAGGAAAACCAAAUUUACUUGGUCAUGCCUUACGUCCCUAAUGGUAGUUUACGAGAUUAUCUGAGAAAACCCGAGAAUCACCAAUCCUUCCCAUGGUUUCUUAGAUUAGCUUUUCUCCACAAUCUAGCCGAGGCAAUAGCGGGACUUCACGAUAAACAGAUUGUGCACAAGAAUCUUCACCCGAACAAUAUACUAAUCGGAAAAAACAUCGAAUCACCUGUUAUUUCGGAUGUUGGGUUGUCCACUUCCUUGUCGGAAAUUUUCGGGGUAUUGCCAUAUAUUGACCCAUCAACGUAUGCGAGUGACUAUGGGAAGGAAUCGAAUGUUUACAGCUUUGCAUUCGUCAUGUACGAAGUGGCUACCUUCAACCUACCUUUUUCGAAUGUGGCUCAUGACGAAAGCUUAGCCGAACAAAUUGUGAAUGGAUUAAGACCCAGUAUUCCAGAGGAAGUUCCAAUUUACUUCGAAGAGUUGAUGAAGAUGUGUUGGGACGCACAACCGACUGAACGACCAACCAUGAAGCAAGUGUCAAACAUACUUAAAUACUGGAGAAAUCAUCAAAUUGUUCCAAAUUUCCACGCGACAAUUUCUUGUGAGUUUAGUGCUGAUGGGAAAGAAGACACCACGUUGUUUGAUUCAUUUCAAAAUGCGCGAAGUUACCCAAUGACUGAUUCCGAAAUAUCUAAAGGAUACGACACGAGAGCAUUCGAUUGCAGUCGACAGUAUUCGUUUACCUCAGAGUUUAAAUGUAAGCCUAAAAAUCAAACCAAGCAUCAGCAAAAACCUCGUAACGAUCCCAUCAAGAAAUACAUCAUCCCUUACGAAGGACCCCUUAUAUUUCGGAAUGAUAGCGGCGCGCCUGUUCAAAACAUCGUAUCAUGCUCCAACUGUAACAUUAAUCAACAUAAUCCUACAUGGUGGUGCAACACCUGCGAAACGCUGAGAUUGCGUGAUAAAUUCGGUAGCUGGACGAGUGGAAAUAAAUAUAUUGACAAAUUCAUUCAAUAUACACAAAUGUUAGCACCAUCCCGCGAAGGAUGCAUGGAAUGGAUACCUUUCAGCGAUCUUGAAGUCACUCGACAAGUCGGUCAGGGUGGAUUUAGUCGAGUGCUACAUGCUGUUUGGAAUAGUGGGCCGAUGGUCAAAUGGAAUAAACAGAAGCAAGCGUACGACAGAAAAAAUAAUGUUGAUGUGGCAUUAAAGCAAUUAAAAGAUUCCCAAAAUAUCAACUGGGGUUUUUUUCAAGAGUUGAUUGCGCAUCUUCACUGUGAAAGCAAAAAUUUUGUCCUCAGAUGUUAUGGGAUAACUCGGGAUCCUAAAUCUAAGGAAUACAUUAUGGUCUGUGAUUAUGCUAGGGAAGGAAAUCUUCGAGAAUACAUUCAUAAUAAAUUUGACCGAAUUACUUGGUUGGAGAGAUAUGAACUUCUCCAAAGCAUUGCCAAUGGACUAGAAAGGAUUCAUGAUGAAGGAUGGGUUCAUCGAGAUUUACACACCGGAAAUCUUCUGCUUGAACCGUGUUCCGUCAGUGAGAAAAUCGUCAUCGGAGACUUGGGAAUGUGCAAGCCAGCAAACUAUAUUCGGGACGGUUGGAGGCCAGGAAUUAUGGAAAAUGCACCUGAAUCUUAUGUCGAAUUGAUGUGGAGAUGUUGGGAAAGUGACCCAAAGAAAAGGCCAAAUAUCAAUGAAAUUUCCACCACCUUGACCUUCAUGAAAGACGUCGAACUUGUUCGUCUUUAUGCCAAUGAAUCAUAUAUGUGGGAAUUUCCACAUGAUAGUGAUGGGAAUGAAAAUAACAACGAACGCUUGGAUAAGGGAGGCGGCAAAAAUUUGAACAAGGAAUAUGUGAUCAAUAGCGAGGCCUUCUAUACCAGCAGAAUUUUUAGCAUGUUGGAAAUCGAGAGAGACUUGGAAAAUUUAGACCUGGUUGAUAGCGACAAAGACCUGAUCCCCGAGGAAAUUUCGAUAAUGACGUUGAGUCAACUUGAACUCAUUUAG